Panthera uncia (snow leopard) is the source of this 3320-nucleotide messenger RNA. It is a transcript of the gene SGPP1, whose product is annotated as sphingosine-1-phosphate phosphatase 1. Gene Ontology annotation, cellular component: endoplasmic reticulum membrane. Gene Ontology annotation, molecular function: sphingosine-1-phosphate phosphatase activity. The record is from RefSeq and is a predicted model, not a curated record. The transcript has 3 exons. The coding region runs from base 185 to 1525 and encodes 446 amino acids. NCBI's taxonomy places the organism in Eukaryota, Metazoa, Chordata, Mammalia, Carnivora, Felidae. Gene Ontology annotation, biological process: sphingosine metabolic process; phospholipid dephosphorylation.
CGGAGGCGCGCGGCGGCGGCGGCUGCGGCCUGUGGCGCCGUCACCGGGCAGAGCCGAGCGGGUCCGGCUAGGCGCUGCUGCCGCUGGCCAGGUGCGCGGGGACGAUUCCAGGCUGCGCCAGGGUCCGGCCCGCCUUCCCGCCGCCGACGUCCUCCCGUCUACGGGCCGCCAGGGUCCCGUUAUCAUGUCGCUGAGGCAGCGCCUGGCCCAGCUGGGUCGCCGUCUGCAGGAGCCGCAGAAAGUGGCCCGUUUCCAGCGGCUGUGCGGGGUGGAAGCGCUGCCUCGCCGCUCCGCCGCUCCCGCCACCGAUCCGAGGGAGGAUGAGAAGGCGGAGGCGCCCCUAGCCGGAGACGCCCGGCGCCGAGAGCCGCAGCCUGGGGCGUCUGCAGGCCCCCAGCCGCCCGGGAACGACCGCAAUCAGUGUCCCGCCAAGCCCGGCGGCGGCGGCGGCGCCCCCAACGGCGUGCGGAACGGGCUGGCGACCGAGCUGGGCCCGGCCUCGCCGCCGCGCGUGGGGGCCCUGCGCCGCAACUCGCUGACGGGCGAGGAGGGUGAGCUGGCCCACGUGAGCAACUGGCCGCUCUACUACCUGUUCUGCUUCGGCACCGAGCUGGGCAACGAACUCUUUUACAUCCUGUUCUUCCCCUUCUGGAUCUGGAACCUGGACGCCCUGGUGGGCCGGAGGCUCGUGGUCAUCUGGGUGCUGGUCAUGUACCUGGGCCAGUGCACCAAGGACAUCAUCCGCUGGCCGCGGCCCGCCUCGCCGCCCGUGGUCAAGUUGGAGGUCUUCUACAACUCCGAGUACAGCAUGCCCUCCACCCAUGCCAUGUCAGGCACCGCCAUCCCCAUCUCCAUGAUCCUCCUCACCUACGGCCGCUGGCAGUAUCCUCUUCUAUGUGGACUGAUUCUUAUUCCCUGCUGGUGUUCUCUAGUUUGCCUAAGUAGAAUUUACAUGGGAAUGCACUCCAUUCUGGAUAUUAUUGCCGGAUUCCUAUAUACCAUUUUAAUCUUAGCUAUCUUCUAUCCGUUUGUGGACCUGAUUGACGACUUCAACCAAACUCACAAAUAUGCUCCAUUAAUCAUCAUCGGGCUUCAUUUAGCCUUGGGGAUCUUUUCUUUCACUCUUGACACCUGGAGUACAUCCCGAGGAGACACAGCUGAGAUUCUAGGAAGUGGUGCUGGAAUUGCAUGUGGAUCUCAUGUUAGCCAUAACGUGGGGCUAAUGUUAGAUCCUUCUCUGGAUAUACUACCAUUAGCUCUGCCCCCCAUUACCGUGACUAUGUUUGGAAAAGCCAUACUGCGGAUCCUCAUCGGGAUGGUAUUUGUACUAAUAGUCAGAGAUAUAAUGAAAAGGAUCACCAUUCCUUUAGCCUGUAAAAUCUUCAGUAUACCAUGUGAUGAUAUUCGAAAAGCAAGACAACACAUGGAAGUUGAACUUCCUUAUCGGUAUAUUACCUAUGGGAUGGUUGGUUUCUCUAUCACAUUUUUGGUUCCUUAUCUAUUUUUCUUUAUUGGUAUCUCUUGAUGCAAAAAUACUGUUUAUAAGAAAGGAGGGUAUCAGUUACUGAUAUCCAAAAAUAUAUCCUAGUUAAAAGCCAAAUCAGAGUUAGGCUUUUGCAGGAAUUUAACUUAAAUAAUUAUUUAAGUAAAUUCGUAAGAGUCAGUGCAUUUUAUCAUUGCACAUCCAGAUAUUGUUUUAGGUGAGCUGAGCUAUUUCAACACUGAGAAAAUGAUAAGUAUCCAUUUAGAAUGUUCAUGUAACGUUUGGAGAGUUUUAUGCUGUUAUGAAUUCGAGUUAUAUAUAAUAUAUAUUAAGAUACAUAAUGUACAAUUAUGUAUCUAAUGUAUGUUAUAUAUGAAAUAAUAUACCUAAGUUAUUUUAAACUGUGGGGCUGUAUUAUAAAAUCAAUAAUAAUAUGCAAACAGUGUGCCGGUAUAUUUGGAUUUAGUACAGGCACGUUGUUAUUAACAGAUAUAUUUAACAUUUAUUUACUAUGGGAACCAUUUCCUAAUUGAAUUGCGUAAUUACUAGACCAGAAUUCAUAUGCCACCACAUAAUGUUUUACUGCCUCUUUUUACACUGCCGUCACCUUUCAUGUUACCCAUGAUGUUGAGCAUGGGAGGCAUUUUUAAUGGACCAAAUUUUCAGAAAAAUUAGGGUUUUUUUUUUUUUUUUCAAUUCUGUACACUGUGUUGAAUGUACUUUAUUUGCAGUUGUUCUGGACAUCAGUUUAAUAAUUCAGGUACUGAAUUUUAUUGCUUGCUAAUUGUGCCUUUCUGUUGCUGAAUUAAGAAAUGCCAUGUAUACUGUGAUACAAAAAUAAGAUACUAUCUUUAUCUUAAGUUACAUAUAAUCAGGCAAAUGUUUUAAAAAUACAUGUCAAACUUAACAGGGCUAGAAGCAAGCCACCCUCAAUUCUUUAGCCUUUGUUUGGAAAGAAAUGUGGAAUGGGUUAAACUUUCUCACUAAUUUAUUGGGUAGCUAAAUGGAUAAAUAUUUCCAUUUUUGUAGGUAUUUUCCUGUGCAUUGUAAGUUUUAGGAACAAGAUAUAUUUUUUGUACAUUGUCUUGAUUGUUUAUACUGCAGGUAGAUACUUCCAAUGAAUGGAAAUGUAAUUGAAAUUUAUAGAUGGGACAAUGCACACACUUAAUUUAUAAACAAACCGUUUUUCUAAAUUAUUUGGAAAGGAUUGGAUUUAGCAGUGUUAACUUUUAAUACCCAUUUAUUAGCUACUUAAGGUAAAUUAUAAAAUCUGAAAGUAUCAGUAUUUUAGAUCCUAUUAUUUUUUCAAUUUUUAUUAUUUUCACAGUGGAAAAUUUGGGUAUUAAACAUUUCUUUCUUCUGUCUGUGCCUUUAUAUUUUGAAGUGUAAUUGUAAUUAGGUUAACAUUAAGUUUAUUUGUAGUAAGUUUUUCUUAAGAGAAUUAACUUUCCAUAUAAAUGAGCAUCAGGUAUGGAAUUACUGACUUUAGUGCAAUAUCUGUCUGAUUAUCCAGAAGUAUCACUUAAGAUGUUUCUAUUUUGGACAGCAUAACUAUUUGAACUCAUAUUUUUAUAAUUCCGAUUGAGAAUUUAGGGACAUGGUAAUUUUUACCAAGAUUGAAUAUGAUAAUUUUAAGUAAAACAACUAAAUUUGGGAUCUUUAGCUGUUAGUCGAAACCGAGGCACUUAGGAACAUAUCGGUACGUUGGAAAAUGUGCAAAGAACUUUUCUUUCAAAAUGUGUUUAAUGAAUUGAAUUUUAGGAACUACUUCCCAUAAUUUGGGUCUAUGCUAUCUUAUUAAUUUUUAUAUCUAGCUUAAAAGGUAUUUGAAAAUACU